AGCAUAUUUCUAAAUGCAUAUGUAUGUAAGUAUGUACAUUCAUAGAUAUAUAGAGUGAGAAAGAGCACGAAAGGCGCAGGUGCAGCAUAAAUUUUGGUAUUAUUUACAUACAAAAUAGUUCAUAGUAGAAUAUCAGACACAUUUCUCAACAGUCACAACAAUUGGCAGAAGCAGUGUAUAUUGCUUUUUAAAUUCUCCUACGAUUUUCGGUACAAUGAAUAUGUUAGAUCAAUUCUGUUGCUUUCGUUUGGAAACCGCUGCAAAAUUUUUCGGUUGGUUGGGAAGCUUUGUAACUUUCAUUUUAAUUAUCAUUUGCGCAGAGUUAUUAAGAAAUGCACGUGCCCUUAUUGGAACUUUGACGAGAAGAGGCUAUCAUUUUGAUGAUCCGGAGGGCGCUGGAAACGUUCUGAUCAUUAUCCUUGUUGUCAGUAUUGUUGUUCUUGUCAUCAAUGCAUUGGCAAAUGCUGGUCUAGUGUUUGGUACAAUCAAGAAAUAUCACAAGUUGAUUUUGCCCUGGUUGGUCAUCAAAGCUAUAGCAACUGUGCUUAGCUUAGUUGCCAUAAUUAUGUAUAACUUUUAUAGUAGCAUUAUCGGAGUUGCGUUAAAUAUUUAUCUCUGGAUUGCCAUGUAUUCACUAUACAGCAAAAUCAAGACGGCAAAUGAGCAGCGUUCCUUAAAACGCGGCACUAGAUACUCGUAUAUUGCAAGGCAAACUGCGUAAAAAUUGUAUAUUUCACUGUAUAUGCAUAUGUGUAAAUAUAUGUAUAUGUUCAUUUAGUUAUAGUAUAUGUAAUAACAGUAAGAAUUAGCAUUUACAUAAUGAAUCUACCACUUGCAAAUAUUCUCUAUCAUUAAUUUUCCAAUCUAGCAACAUUUAGAUAUACACUCAUACAUUUGUACAUGUAUAUUUAGCUAGAAAGCUAUUUAUAAUUUCUUAAUAAAUUCUCCAAUGAUUGGAGUGCUCGUAUAUUAUGUAUUGCUUAUAAUUAUUAAUACAAAAGUCUAAUUGAUUGUCCCGCAAGCGAGUAAUUUGUAUAAAUGUGUACCUAAGUUUAUAUGUAUGUAUGUAUGCACUAAUACUGUUUACUAAAAUAAAAAAAAUAAAAAUAAUAUUAUUCAUAAAAUAUCUACUUUGUGCUUGUGUUCAUAACUAAAUGUUACGUACACAUAUAUACAUACAUAUGUACGUAUGUAUUUACAUAUAUAGAUUUUGGACAUUUCGUUUAAAUAAUUGUGAGAAUGUAGGCGUUGUUGACUUUUAUAUUAGAUUUCUUUUUGUUUUUGGUAUACACUGAACAUACACAACAAGUUUAUUACAAAACCACAAAGUUUGUAACACACAGAAGAAAACGUCGGAGACUCUAGGUAGUAUAUAUGUACAUAUGAAUGGAUAUUAUAUCAGUGGUCAGCGUUACGAACU
This is a messenger RNA of Bactrocera oleae (olive fruit fly), 1420 nucleotides long. The record is from RefSeq and is a predicted model, not a curated record. NCBI's taxonomy places the organism in Eukaryota, Metazoa, Arthropoda, Insecta, Diptera, Tephritidae.